AUGCGCCUUCUUCAUGUUAUCAUCUUGUUCACGUUGUUGACCCUGGUGCUGGCUCCGCCGCUGCCGCGCUGGGAGCUGUUCGACUGGCCGUCCGAUGCUGAGCGCCUGCUGCAUCUCGACUUUCCGCGUCGAUUUGGGGUUUCUUACACCGAGGCGCAAGCGGACGAGGUGCUGAGCAACGCUCUGCUCUACCUGCAAAGGCGCAGUCCUGGUGGGUAUGGCCUUGUUCGGGCGAGCUUCAUGCCGCGCCACCGCUUCUUGACGCAUGGCAUCGACGAGCAAGAUGCCAGUCGUCGUGCACGCGCCUCGUGGUUCUCCGUCCCCCUCCUCACCUCUCCGGAUGCGACGGGUCGGCCGGAUUUCGCUCGAGUACCUCUGCCAGGAGGAGGAUCGGCACAUUCGCUCGACCUGGUGCGAUUUGACCGGUUCCAGCCGAAGGCCAAUACUGGAUUUUGGGUCCCCACCGCCAUCAUUCGCCCGCACUUUGAAACGGGUCCGCAACGCAGACUCGUCUUUAGCAUCGUGCAUCAGUACCCAACCUCACCGGUAAUGUUCCGGGAUGCUUUUCUCGCCAAUCCAAAGCCGGCGCAACGCGGCCUGAAGAAGGUGCUGCAGCAAAAACAGGACGUAUGGCUGGCAAAGCUGCCCACGGACGAUCGAAACAUGGUCCAAACCAUGUGGUCUAGAGCACCGUACUCGGGCUUGAUGCAGAGUUCGACAUUUUUCGACGAUGCAGAGCGGCGCCGCAUGAGAUCACUGAGAAGAGUCGGACGCCCGAGGGAGGAAGAAGUGACGGUCGAGAGGGCGUCAUCCCCCGAGGAAGGCUCUUCGGGCGAGGACGCGGUUCCUCCGGCGAGAGUCGAGAGCAUGAGGGCGGACAAAUUGGGCAAAUCAAGGAGUGGUCGGGAGCAACAGGACGCGGUCUCGCCGUCGUCUGAUGCGGCUGGUGCAUCCACGAGUGGAAGCACGGGAGAGAGACAGCCGGUCGAGCACAACUUUUUCAGCUCCGGGCGAGAGGCUGAUCACAUCCGCCCGCAACCGUUCGAUGGGUGGAACCACGUGCCCGUGCGGCAAAGGCUCUUGGAGGCUUCACGAGGUGAGGAGUCUGAGCUGAAUCUGGAAUUGGCUCUAGGUAGGCCGCCUUUUGGCGCUCGAAGGGGUCCAUGA
This is a messenger RNA of Kalmanozyma brasiliensis GHG001, 1167 nucleotides long. RefSeq lists its product as uncharacterized. Bases 1 to 1167 code for a protein of 388 amino acids. The transcript has a single exon. Lineage: Eukaryota; Fungi; Basidiomycota; Ustilaginomycetes; Ustilaginales. The record is from RefSeq and is a predicted model, not a curated record.